Messenger RNA from Drosophila grimshawi, 1498 nucleotides. It is a transcript of the gene Mpi, whose product is annotated as mannose-6-phosphate isomerase. Bases 64 to 1254 code for a protein of 396 amino acids. Gene Ontology annotation, biological process: GDP-mannose biosynthetic process; carbohydrate metabolic process. Lineage: Eukaryota; Metazoa; Arthropoda; Insecta; Diptera; Drosophilidae. The transcript is spliced from 2 exons. Gene Ontology annotation, cellular component: cytosol. Gene Ontology annotation, molecular function: mannose-6-phosphate isomerase activity; zinc ion binding. The record is from RefSeq and is a predicted model, not a curated record.
CUUAUCACCUUCAAGUUGACCCCCGUUGUGCGAAAAGUAUUUUUCCACAGGUAUUAAGCAAAAAUGGAGCUGACUGGCUGGGUAAAACCGUAUGAAUGGGGAAAAGUGGGCAUUAGCUCUGCCGUUGCCCAAAUGGCAAUGGCCAACGAUCCGGACUUUGUCCUGAACGAGAAUGAAACGUAUGCCGAGAUGUGGAUGGGUACACAUUUCUGUGGCGUCUCCAUUGUCAAGGAGACGGGUGAGACUCUGGACCGUGUGCUGAAGAAGGAUCUGCCGUACCUGUUCAAGGUGCUGAGCAUCAAUAAAGCACUCAGCAUACAGGUGCAUCCAAACAAAUGCGAAGCGGAGCGUCUACACAAGGAGCGCCCAGAAAUCUACAAAGAUGAUAAUCACAAGCCGGAGCUGGCCAUCGCUCUGACACCAUUCGUAGCGUUGGUUGGAUUCCAGCCAGUCGAAGAUAUAAUCGAUUAUAUUGAUGAGUUCCAGCCACUGUCAAAACUAAUCGGCAAGGAGGCCGUAGAUGCACUGCACCAAACGCGAAACGCAGAGGGUCUGAAGGAAUGCUAUGCGAUCUUAAUGAAAUCCGAUGAAUCGGCCAUUUCCAAAUGCAUCCAAGGGAUUGCCAAAAAAAACAAAGAAGAGCUGAAGCGCAAUGAAUUGUUGGAUGUAUUUAACACGAUCAGUGCGGACUUUCCCGGCGAUGUGGGUGUGCUGUCUCUAUUCUUUAUGAAUCUGGUGCGACUAAGGCCCGGGCAGGCCAUCUACUUGGGCGCCAACGAGAUACAUGCCUAUCUUUCCGGUGACUGUGUGGAGUGCAUGGCCUGUUCCGACAAUGUGAUCCGUGCGGGACUCACACCCAAAUACAAAGAUGUGAACCAGCUCAUCUCGUCGGUGAUAUUUGAAGGCAAAUCGGCGCAGUGCAAGGUGUUCAUGCCGUAUCGCAUCGAUGAUACCGUACAGGUGUUUGUGCCACCCGUUGACGACUUCGCCGUGAUACAUGUUUCCAUCAAGUACAUCGUCGACACAUAUAAACUGCAGAUCCAGCCCUUUGGCUCCAUACUGCUGACGUUGACGGGUGUGCGCAACCUGAAGCUAAAUACCAAAGAGGGUCGCAAGCAGAUAACUUUGACACGCGGCAGCAUUGUGUACAUUCCAGUCGAGGCAGCGCCAGAGAUUGAAUUUGAACAUGCCGAAGAUUGUAACGAGGAUUUCUCCGCUUACAUUGCAACCUUUAAUUAUUUUAGAAAGGCUUAGAAAGAAGAAUGGGGAAAUGUGUUUAGUGUAUUUAUAAAUAAAAAUAAAACGAGCAUCCUUUUUCAUGGUUGCGAAUAGGUUAUAUUUUAAAUUGUUGCAAUCUAUGUAAAGCUAUAAUAUAAACUAAACUUGCAAUAAUAAUCAUUUUAAGCAUUCAACGCGCCAGUUUAUAUAUGUAUAUAUAUAUAUAUCUAAUUAAUAUACAUCAUUAUGCAAUAUACAAUAAACAUUCAAGUGAACUGUA